This is a messenger RNA of Oryza sativa Japonica Group (Japanese rice), 1949 nucleotides long. The record is from RefSeq and is a predicted model, not a curated record. NCBI's taxonomy places the organism in Eukaryota, Viridiplantae, Streptophyta, Magnoliopsida, Poales, Poaceae.
CCCGCACCCGCACCCGCACCGCCAUGGAGUUCCGGUACCGCGACGGCGACGACCGCAGCCGGUCCUCCCCUCCCCCGCCGCCGCCGCCCACGGCGAGCUCUGGAUCCGCCCGUGUGCUCCCGGCCAACGAAGACGGCGGGGGCACGGGAGACUACAACGGGGGUGAUUCGGCCGUGUCGCUGGGGCAGUCGUCUUCACCGUCGGCGGCUGGUCGCGACGAGCUGCGGCAGGCGAAGAAGCAGAAGAUAAUGGAGCGGAUCCUGCGGGAGGAGGCGGAGGAAUGGGAGCUCGAGUCGGAGGUCCGCCGGGAGAUCAUGGAGCACAUCUUCCCGUUGCUGAGGAGAUCUGGGAAUGCACGGCCGCCGACGCCGGCGGCGGCGGCGGCGCUCCUGCAGGUUCGAUCAUCAUGUCUUUUUUCGUCUACCUCGAUUUUGGUUGACGAGCGUGUUCAUUUCACGCAGGGCGCCGUCACGAAUGCAAACGCAUCAUCAUCGGCGGCCGCCUUGCCGGCCAAGAGGAAGAAGAACCCCGCCGCAGCAGCGUCCGCCGUCUCCGCCGCGACGAGUAGCAAGAAGCCCAAGGCCGCCGACCUGACCUGCGCCGUCUGCGGCAUCACGUCGACCGGCGAGAAGGCUAUGCAGGACCAUCUCAACGGGAAGAGCCACAAGAAGAAGGCGGCCGCGCUCGCGCUGUCUGCACCGCCGCCGCCGCCGCCGGCGGAACCCGAGCCCGAGCCCGAGCAGGACGAGGAGGAUGCGGCGUCGAUGAUCCCGCCGGCUUCGGACGGCGGCGGCGGCGGUGGCGGCGGCUUCAGUCCGACGAAGCUGAGCAUGCUGACGAGCGCCGGAGUCGUGUACGAGGUGAUGCAGAUGGACGGCUACCUCCUCUGCGAGGGCUGCAAUGUCAGGACGGCCGACCGCGUCACCAUGAUGUGCCACCUCGACGGCGGCAAGCACGUCUCCAAGGCCACGAAGCUGAAGCAGCAGCAAGCCGGGAAGCCGCCGGCGCCAGCGACGGCGACUGCCUCUCCUAUGAAUGGCGUGAAAGCAGCGGGGGCGCCGCCAACAACAGCUGCUGCCGCCGACGGCGAGCAUGGAACGGUGGUGGUGGAGGUCGACGGCGAGCCACACGCCAUGCGGAGGCUGGACGAGGUCUUCAUUAUCUGCGAUGUCUGCAACGUGAAGGCGCCGUCGGUGACUGUCAUGCGGUCGCACCUCGCCGGGAGGAAGCACAAGUCCAUGGCCGCGGCGACGGCGAAGGCGAAGGGUGCCGAAGCUGCCGCCUCCACCACCAUGGCCGCUGCUGGCAAAGUUGGCGGGAACCUUGAGGCGGGAGCCAUGGCAGUAGCAGAAGGUGUCGCCACCAACAACGUCGCCGACAACACUUGUCCGGAGAAGGGAACCGUCGACAUCGUCGUCGGCGGCGAGCACCACGCCGUCAAGCAGAUCGGCGAGUUCCUCGGGUGCGCGUCCUGCAACGUGAUGGCGACGUCGGAGAGCGGCAUGAGGCUACACCUAGCCGGAAAGAAGCACAGGAACAAAUCGAUGGCUGAAAAGGCGGCCAUGGACGACAUGGAGAUUGUGAAGGCCAGGUCGAAGGAAACGGCGGCCGCCGCCGCCGCCUCCUCGCCAUCGUCUGCGCCGCGAGCUGUCGUCGCUGCACAAACGGGCGAUGGCUCUGUGGCGCCCAUGGAAGUCGACCAAACUGCAGAGGCCAGAGAUGGCGGCGCGCCGGUGGCCGCCGACGCCGCGGCGGCGGCGGCUGCCACCGGCGGGCAGCAGCAGGUGAAGGUCCAGGUGGAGGGGAGGAUGUUGGCGGUGCUGCGUGAGGCGAACGGCGCGCUGCUGUGCGAGCCCUGCGGCGUGCGCUGCUCCGGCAAGACCGACAUGGUGCUGCACCUCUACACCAAGGAGCACUCGGACAAGUGCGGCGCGCAUCCACCGGCUUGA